UCCGAAAAGUGAACGUUUCACGAGUCAACAGCAACGUCUUUCGAGAAGUUAUAGGCGCUGUUUGCGACAUUUUUCUUUCUUUAUCCGUCAUCCAAUGUUUUGUGUAAUGAAAUAACACGUUGGUUAGCGAGUAAUUUCGAUCCUAGUGUUCAUAGUCGUAAUUAAGUAACCGCUAGAUUACGAUUAAUUCUAAUAUGGGCGACGAAAGCCACCCGAAAACUCUCUACGUCGGUAAUUUAGACGCGAGUGUCACAGAAGAUUUUCUAUGCGCGUUGUUCGGCCAAAUUGGCGAAGUAAAAGGUUGUAAGAUAAUCCGUGAGCCCGGAAAUGAUCCUUAUGCGUUCCUCGAGUUCACGAAUCACUCGGCGGCGGCUACGGCCCUGGCCGCCAUGAACAAGCGAGUGUUUCUGGACAAGGAGAUGAAGGUUAACUGGGCGACAAGUCCCGGGAACCAGCCCAAGACGGACACUAGCAACCACCACCACAUAUUCGUCGGCGACCUGUCGCCGGAGAUCGAAACGCACAUACUGCGAGAGGCUUUCGCGCCCUUUGGUGAGAUCUCAAACUGCCGGAUAGUCCGCGACCCACAAACGCUCAAAUCUAAGGGGUACGCGUUCGUUUCUUUUGUGAAGAAGGCUGAUGCCGAAGCGGCGAUUCAGGCUAUGAACGGACAGUGGCUAGGGUCGAGGUCCAUACGCACCAACUGGUCGACACGCAAGCCGCCGGCUAACAGGCCCAGCGAGGGCGCGCCGAGCAGCAAGCGAGCUAAGCAGCCCACAUUUGACGAGGUUUACAACCAGAGCUCACCAACUAACACAACUGUUUACUGUGGGGGCUUCACCAGCAAUGUUAUCACUGAGGAGUUGAUGCAGAAUACAUUCUCACAGUAUGGCCAGAUACAGGAUAUUAGAGUAUUCCGAGACAAAGGCUAUGCGUUUAUUAGGUUCACAACUAAAGAGGCGGCAGCACAUGCCAUCGAGGGCACACAUAACACAGAGAUUAGUGGACAUGCAGUAAAAUGUUUCUGGGGCAAAGAGAACGGAGGAACGGGAGAGAGCCAGAGCACACCCAGCACCACAGCAGCUCCUCCCGCCAUGGGCGCGCAGACGCAGGGGUACCCCGGCUACCCGUACCAGCAGCAAGGCAUGGGAUAUUGGUAUGCCCAGGGCUACCCCGCGAUACAGGGCUACAUGGCCCCCGGCUACUAUCAGCAAUACGCCACCGCCUAUAGCAAUCCGCAGGCCGCAGCAGCAGCGGGCUACCGCAUGAGCAUGCCGGGCGGCGGCGGCGGCUGGAGCGGGCCGCAGCCCGCGCCGCUCGUGUACCAGGCCGUGCCCUCCGCGCCCACGUACCCCUCGCAGUAGCGCGCCCCAAGCCCGCCCACACACCAACCGACACUGCGACUACUCGGUCCCGUACCGUCCGGAGGCAUUCGCCGGCAACUCUACCCUCGUAAGGCCAUGCCACCCCACAGUCGCCAUCAGAUACAUCGGGGCGCCCGGGGUAUUCACUAAUAUCUGACCGGCCUCUAUUAUCGAGACGUUAAAGUGCAUGUUUCGAUAUUUUUAAGCACCUCGGUCGCUCCGAGAUAUCUGACGGCGACUGUACCCUGAAAUUUGAACCGUACGCAGAAAGUAGCAUUUCUUUUGCUUUUCCAAUUUUUCUAACGAAAUAAUUUCAAAUGAAAGAACUUGGUUCAAGUUUCUCGAACGUUUUGUAUUGUGGGCAAUGUAAGGGUAUCUUUUUAGGUCAUUGUCAUCUCAGCAAUUAGUAUAAAAGUGACUUAUAUAAACAGUUGAAGCGCUCCAAAAUUUAUCCAUACAAUUUUGUAGCGCGUAGUGCCUCUAAACAUCUAUACGGUUUGUCGAUGCGUUAUGUUAUGCUGGUUAUACGGAAAAAUAAUUUGGCUGGAUCAGAAAUACUCUGAGUUAUACCCACAUAGUAGAUUCAAAACUAUACGUAUAAGAGAUAUCACUAUAUCUUUCUUACAAAUACUUACAGAUUUUAAUAUGGUCUUAAAGGGGCGCUUGGCACAAUUCUUCAUUUACUUGCUUGAUUUAAAUUCAGUUACCAAACAUAGGUGAAGAUGAAGUAAUAAAUAACAAUGCUCCAAUAUAAUAAUAAAAUAAUAUAUUCACCCGUGGCAAUAUGGCCGAGGCACGUCUACACAGACCGAGCUGCUUCGCGCGGCAAUUUCCUCGCGAGGCGACUCGCUCUGUGUGGACCCGGCUAAUGAAGUUUCAUCGCAAAGUGCCAAUCGCCUGAUCUUUGUCCAAAGAAUGACAGUCGCUCAAGCCUUCCCAAUGUCUCCAAUCGUACCAUAUAACAUAUGAUGGACAUGUGGCUUAAAAUGUCCUCUUUUUUCUUCAAUCAGUACAGUUUCAAAUGAUAUAGACGUGUUUAAAUUGAUUCUCCAAAUGGCAAUUAUUUAUUUGCAAUAAUGUUUACAAAAGUGGAUGAUAAUUGAUGAUACCAGUUUGAUUCUCAGUUAAAACGGAAAAUAAUGUACAAGUUCAUUAAUUAUCAGGCCCCGAUUCACUACCCUGACAAUUGUCACCUGACAUUGACAAUUGACCGUACAAUUCUGGUCCAAAAAAGUAAACAUUGACGUUAUUCGGCUUUACGUACCGACUCAAAUGUGCAGGAAGCCAGGAAGUUGUCAGUGUCAAAUGUCAAUUGUCAAAUUGGUGAAAUAGGCGCCUGGUCCUAUGUAAAGUUAAAAUAACUCCUAAAUCCAUUGGAACACAGUUAAAAUUUGGGUAAAAUUGAAAAGCGCGGUGAAAUAAAUAACCUUGUAAAGUAUCUUUAGAACGAAAGUAUUUGGCUAAAGAAGAAACGUCCAAUAUUCUGAAAUAACUUGUUAUUUAUCACUUGGCCAUAUUUAUAAUAUGUCUUUUGACUGACUGACUAACAGAAGCGAUUGACAUGUCAUAAUGAUGUCAUCUUCAUAAAUAUAUUUUCGAUACCUGGUAUCAACAAAUUGGGCUUGAAUGAGCAACACAGAAAUACGAAAAUACUAUUAUGUAUCUGUCAAAUUUUCGUAUAUGUUUUUCCAUAAGUAUACCUAAACACAUGGUGAUUCGAAAGAGCUAGGUUAAUAUAUCAGUGUAUUGUGUUCGUAUCCAUAUACCAUUCCAUAACAGUUAUCUAUAUCAAAAGUGCCAGUAUACCAUUAACAGCAGAAGUUACAUGAACACUUUUCAAAAUGAUCUGCACAUGUGUUGUAAAGAACUCGUUUGAACUCUUUUCCGAAGGGAUAGGGUUCAAUUUUACGUAAUAUCUAACACCCUUAUGCCCGUUAAAGGACACCUCUCCUGCUUUCUGUUGCAGAUUCUUAUAUCCAUAUCAAAUCAGUAUCCAUACCACGAGUUUGACACUGACAUAUUCGCUAGCGACUGCGUAAACUAGCUCACAAUAGUCACAAACUUCACAAAGCAUCUCCCUCGUACUGACAUUGAUGUAAGCGAGAUGCACUGCGUUUGAUUUGACGCAGUCGCUAGCGUUUCAGGCCGCGCAUAACUCAUGGUGAACGCACAUGUGACCAAAGUGUUUGUCUUUUAGUAUACUGGCAUUUUGAUCUUACGACUACGUACGACUCGAAUCUUAAGCAAUAUUAGACUUUAUAGUAAAGUGCCUGACAUAACCAAGAAAACUGGAAUGAUUCAAUUGUGACAAACAUAAGAGGCUGCUAUUAUUCAGUUCUAAGAAUAUUCGUUUGAAUUAUUCCACAUUUUAUUGGAAAAACUUCCUUUUUCACUCUUUACAUUGACGAAUACUAAGAUACAAACAGCAACACUCUUCUCUGUCCAUCGGUGGAUCUUAUGCCUUUUGUAAUAAAGUUUACCGAUGGGCAGUUAACAGUGUGGGCGGUGGUACUAGCCUUGUUUGGAAGACAAUAAGUUUUGUCACAUUUUUUCGAUGCUUUUUGAGUUCUUUGAACUAUUUUAUCUACAUUGUCAAUAACCUAUGGUCUAUAUUUCACUAAUUUGUCAAUUGUCAUCUGAAAAUCUGCCCAAGUGCGCAAAAAUAUCUGACACAGCCUUAGUCUCAAAAGCCUUAUGCCGCGUCUAUUUUUGCAUAAUUCAUCGUAUGAUAUAUUAUGUCGCCAUCAGAUUUAUCGUAACGGCCAAGGUGCUCUCAAAUAUCUGAACACCUCUAUUGUCAAGGCGCUAGAGUGCGUGUUCAGAUAUUUUUGAGCACCUCGAUCGCUACGAUGUAUCUGAUAGCGAUUGUAUAUCUCAAGAUGUCCAUGUUACAAUUAUGCUCAAUUGCCAUGGCAUCUGUCCAGUUAGUGAAAUAGGGGCAUAUUUACUCUAAUUUAUAUGAAAUUGUUUUUGGAAUUAUUAAAAAAGCAGUUGGUGGACCAAUUCUGACUUUAUGGAGGUCAAAUAUGUACAAUCAAGUGGGGUAACUGGGGACAGAUAAAUAGCAUUAGACAUUUUUUUUGACUACGAACUAAUCUAGCUAGUUAAAAAAUUGGCACUAUGACUGGUAAAUCCUGAUUCAAAGAUUGUAAGAAGUACACUGAUGUCAGUAUACUUCAUAUUAUAUGAGGAAUAUUUCCUGUCUAAUGUUAUCCCUCUUGUUUCCAGUUAUCCCAGUUGACUGUUCACUAAAGUGCCAUGAAAAUGUGUCACAAUAUGGAAUGUUUCGUAGAAAGUGAUCUGACUUAUUUGCGCUUGUAAAGGAUAACAGAACGAAAGCCUUGAGUUUCAUUCAAACUAGCUGAAAUACUAAUUAGCUUCAAAAGCCUUUGGGAUUGGGUAGCAGACAAGUCUACAUAUAAUAAUUAUUAUGAAUAUAGAUGGCGUUACUGGGUAUUCUUAGUCCCAUUUUCUAUUAAUGGCGUUUUGAAUACGUAUCUCGAUUCAUAACGAAAGUGUAAUAAAAAGGCGUGUCCACACAGAACGUCCCGCCUCGCAGGGAAAUUGCCGCGCGAAACAACUCGGUCUGUGUAGACGUGCCUCGAGCGAAGCAAACGCACUCGCGGGCGUAAUGCCUCGGGCGAGGCACGUUUCCACCGAUCGAGCUUUUUUCUCGCGAUGCUCUCGAGCGCGGCAAUUUCCUCGCGAGCCGGCUCGUUCCGUGUGGACAAUAAUAAUUAUAUGAUAAUUUGUCUUGCGAAACAAUCUCAACUGUUUUGACUCCCUAUUUCAUUUCGAUCUGAUGACGGAUGUAUUAUCUUGAAAGACAUUUUAGGUAACAUUUUUAUUGGCAGUAGCUUUUUUGACAGUCUACUAUAAAAGUAAGGCCGAUGUAUAAAAUAUGUCCUAUGCAUACCUGCAUAAAUAGAAUUAUAGAAAUACAGAAGUAUUUUAUACGGAAAAAUGUAACAUACUUAUCGGCAAUAAGGUACAUGUAAUUAUAAAGUCGUUGGUAAAGUUAUUUAAGGCUGUUUACACACUGACAUGACGAGCCGCGGCGAGCUGAGCGACUUGGCAUCGUCCCACGUCGGAAUGUGUAAAAAACUGAUGUAUUUGCUUACAUUUUUAUAUCUGUCAUUGCAAACCGUGGUAUCAGUGAGUGUAUAGCCUAAAGGUGUUGCACGCCAUUAGUCAGUUUCUAUACCUGUCGCAUAUAAAUAUUAUUAAUUUGAUAUAAAAAUCAAGUAGCUUAAGGUAUAGAAACGAGCUAGUUUUGAUUUAAGUGCUAUCCUUUCUAGAACCCGCAUGCUAAGAAAAUUAGGAUUGUAAUGUUUUCUACGCAACAUAACUGUAAGGGUUCUACCUAUAAGAUCAUUAUUUAGUAUGACUGUCAACAAUCUGUAUUUUAUAGGACUAUUCUUUAGAUGUAUUUGUUUUUGAAAUGAUUAUUGACAGAAGGUACAAAUUGUUAAUGUCAUUGAAUGGGUGGACUGAAGGCCUAACCUUCGUGGUUAAUGUAAGUUAACCAUAUCCUAAGAUCGGCACUGUCAGAAACUGCACAAAACCGUAUACCGACCAGUGGUCUGGGGAUGUGGAGUGAUGUUUAUACCAGUGUAAAGCUAUGUCCACGCUUUGCUUUUCAUUCAAGGGCCUUAGCGCAUUCAAUAGUACAAGCGGGUUAAUCACGGAAUAAUCGCUCGCUGCGAAUUCGCUCCAAGCGGUUUAGUGGACAAGGCAUUCUGACGUUUAAGAAAAACUAAGUCGAUUAUAAAUGUGGGCAUACUGAACAUGUUUAGUAACUAGCACGACCACUGGCAAGGUAACUCGCCUUAGUAGUGUCACAUCAUCCGAUACUGGCCAAAUUCCUGUACAUUUUGUACGACUAGAUUAGGCAGUUAGCGGCGUACAGAGGCGCCGGCACCUACAUAGAUAGGACAUAACGAAAUAAAUUAUAAAUUUUUAAAAAACGUUAUAAAUAUAUAGUGGAGGACACGACACACUCGUGUAUAUAGGUUGAUAUUUAUUGCCCGCCCGGACUGAGCCUCCGCUAUAACCAGGCCGUAUUUAUAAGUUCGGCACAUGUUGUUUUGUUUGACGAAUUGUUAUGAUUUAUUGUAUACACUGGUAAGUCAAUAAAGCAGUGGGUCUGGUAA
This is a messenger RNA of Cydia splendana, 6517 nucleotides long. It is a transcript of the gene Rox8, whose product is annotated as nucleolysin TIAR. The coding region runs from base 195 to 1364 and encodes 389 amino acids. Lineage: Eukaryota; Metazoa; Arthropoda; Insecta; Lepidoptera; Tortricidae. The transcript has 4 exons. The record is from RefSeq and is a predicted model, not a curated record. Gene Ontology annotation, molecular function: mRNA binding.